Epinephelus lanceolatus (giant grouper) is the source of this 1879-nucleotide messenger RNA. It is a transcript of the gene gramd2b, whose product is annotated as GRAM domain containing 2B. Gene Ontology annotation, cellular component: cytoplasmic microtubule. The record is from RefSeq and is a predicted model, not a curated record. Lineage: Eukaryota; Metazoa; Chordata; Actinopteri; Perciformes; Serranidae.
AGCCAACACGCCCACAGGCAGGUGAGGGAGCAGAGGAUCAGGCUGCAGGGUCACUGCACCUCUCAGCUCUCAGGCAGGACGGCUCAGCAGGACAGAAGGACAGACGUGUGUUUGGUCGGUUAGAAAGUGUAGAGCGUGAUGACAGAACAGUGUGUGAACCAGCAGUCAUCGCAGGAAGACACCAGGAAGUGUAACAGAGGAACUGCAAAGCAUGAGGACAGAGAUUAUCAUUCAGAUCUAGAGAACGUGGAGGAGCGGCAGAGGUAUGAGAGGAUGGUGGGUGAACCUCUGCAGGCCGUUGAUCCGGAGCAACAGGAGCUGUUAGGCCGGAGGAAGCCAGCAUUAGUCAGAUCAAAGACCUUCGAUCACUCUCUGCUGACUCAGGUCCAGACUGAUGCAGACUCCAAGAUAGAGAGGAAGAAGUCUCACUACAGCCAGCUUUCGAAGAGCAACUGCCAGUACCAUAAAAUAUUUAAGGAGAUCAGCAAAGAGGAACAGCUCAGACAGAGUUACACCUGUGCUCUGCAGAAAGACAUCCUCUACCAGGGACGGAUGUUUGUCUCUGACCACUGGAUCUGCUUCCACUCCAAGGUGUUUGGCAAAGAUACGAAGAUUGCCAUCCCAGUGAUGUCUGUCACACACAUCAAGAAGACCAAAACUGCCAUCCUGCUGCCAAACGCUCUGGUGAUCGCCACCGCUAACGACAGGUACGUCUUCGUGUCCUUUCUGUCCAGAGACAACACCUACAAGUUCUUGAUGUCCAUCUGUCUUCAUCUGGAGGAGAAGAGCCCAUGCAGCAGCCCCGUCCCCUCCUCAGCUGAGAACAGCUUCAGAAGUCAGAGGUCACCUCUGUUGCCUCGCUUUCCUCUGAAUUUUCCAGGUGUUUUCUGUGACCUGGACGGAGCAGUGAGGCAGAGGAGGCAGGAGAUGGAGGAGAGCAGCAGCUCCGACUCCCAGACCCCCGACUACGACAAGAUAGCAGAGUUCCCCGUUCCUCAGUUUCUGGAUGUGUUGAAGCACACAGACGGUGCAGCUCCUCCUGAACAUCCAGACCAUCAACAACACAAAGUCAAGAACCAGCAUCAGAACCAGCAUCAGAACCAGCAGAGCUCAGACAACAAGCAGCACGACACACACCGCACCGGCUCACAGAUGGUGAUCGACAGCAGAACUCUGAAACCAGUCUCUCUCAACACUCUGCUGUUUGUCUACCUGUUUCUGGUGUGUGUCCUGGUCUUGUCUUCCUGUUACCUGGCCUUUAAGAUCGUCUCGUUGGAGCAGAGACUGACGACGCUCGGCUCCAUCACUGAGUUCACCCACCAGGAAAAUGACUUUCUGCGAGGGAGUGACGUGAACACGGAGAUUUUCUCUGAACUACUGACCAUCAACCUGAUGAAGCUGGAGAAGGUGCAGAAGAACCUGCAGAGACUGCUGGACGAAGCCGCCUGAAUGUACUGGAAACCAGUAUAUGAUGCUGUAAACACUUCUGUAAAUAUACUGUAAAUAUGUAGUUUAAAUGUAGCAGAUGUUUUAAACUGACGUCACUGAGAUGUAUUAAUGCUUUAAUAUGAAGAGCUUGAAAAAACAAUCUAGUCUCACUCCGAAGACAUGUAAUAUCGGCUCUUUAAGUCAUUGACUUCCAGCAUCAGACAUCGACAAGAAAAGCAGUAUUGUUGUGUCAGCGUGAUACAUGACUGGCCACUGUUAUUCUGUAAUGGCAGCCAGCAGUGUCAGGGGUAACGUGGCUGGAUAAUAGGCAAAAGUCCAAGUUGGGUGGACGAAAGAGGGUGGGAUGGGUCCAACAACCGCAGACUUACACCCAGGAGGCCGGUGUUUGAAAGCCAAACCCUGUUCUUUUUUCCUGAACCCAACCACAUGU